AUGAAAGGUAAAAAAGACGAAUGGAAACGUUUCAGAGCUUUCACUAUUUCUCAUUCAAAUCACAUAAGUCAACCAGUCCCAUCAGAUUUUAUUGAAAAAGAACCUCUGUCUUCUGUUUCUUCAACUAAUAAAUACACACAACAAUGCCCAAAUACUGAUCCUUGUGGAAGUGGUAGACCAAUCCAAACAUCCUCUUCUAUUCAUUUAACAGGAAGUUCUUUAAAUAUGCAUCUUACACCUGGAGGUGGUGGACAUACAAGGAGAGAAUCAUUUUUGUAUAAAACUGAUCCUCCUGAAGCAUUAACAUGUCGACCUGUCUCCAGAGCAUCAUCAGUUACCUCGACAGAGCAUCCUCACCCUGCUCCUUUACAUGGUGAUGAUUUGAUUGUUACACCGUUUGCACAAUUGUUGGCAUCUCUUCGAAAUGUUCGCACAAAUUUAAUGUCCAUUACAAAUUUACCACCAAAUAAAAUAGGUUCUGAAGACAAAUAUCGCAGUAUCAAAAAAGCGGCACCAUUACAUAAUAUACAACUACCAGAUAAUGUAAUGGCAUGUGCUUUAGAAACUUUAGAAGAAUUAGAUUGGUGUUUGGAGCAAUUAGAGACUAUCCAAACUCAUCGUUCUGUUUCAGAAAUGGCUUCUAGCAAGUUCCGGAAAAUGCUCAACAAAGAAUUGAGUCAUUUUGCUGAAUCUUCUAAAUCUGGAACUCAAAUUUCAAAGUUCCUUAUUAAUACAUAUAUGGAUAAUAAUGAAGAAGAAUCUGUUUCUCCAAAUCAACCAGACCAACCAAAAGAGAUUAAUGCCGAAGAGGUUUCUUCAGUCGCAAGUACUUCUCAAUCAAGUCCUCAUUUAUCAUUGUUUGGUAAAGCUAAAACUGCUGCAAUGUCAAAGAUUAGUGGAGUGCGUAAACUCAAAAACCUUCACUCUGGGCAGGUACCAGAGUAUGGUGUUGAUUGCGCAAAAGAAAUUGUAGUAUAUAUGCAAAUGCUUGACAAAUGGGGACCUAAUAUUUUUAAAAUUCAUGAAUUAUCAAAAGGUCAUUCAUUAACAUCAACAACAUAUACAAUAAUGAAACAACGUGGUUUAAUAUCAACAUUUCAUAUUAAUUCACACCAAUUGAUAACAUAUUUAAUUCAUUUGGAACAUCAUUAUAAAGAAAAUGCUUAUCAUAAUCAAAUUCAUGCUGCUGAUGUGACACAAUCUAUUAAUGUAUUUUUAAAUAGUCCAUCAUUAAAAGGAGUUUUCUCAGAUCUAGAAAUAUUAUCAGGAAUUUUUGCAGCUGCAGUACAUGAUGUUGAUCAUCCUGGCUUUACAAACCAAUAUUUAAUAAAUUCAAAUAAUGAACUAGCUAUUAUGUAUAAUGAUGAAUCUGUUCUGGAACAACAUCAUUUAGCAGUUGCUUUUAAACUUCUACAAGAUUCAAGUUGUGAUUUUUUGACAUGUUUAAAUAAAAAACAAAGGCAAAGUUUUAGAAAGACAGUUAUUGAUAUGGUACUUGCUACUGAUAUGUCAAAACAUAUGAGUUUAUUAGCUGAUCUAAAAACAAUGGUUGAGGCAAAAAAAGUUGCAGGAACUUCAAUAGUAAGACCAGAAAAAUAUAACGAACGUGUUAUAUUAUUACAAUCUAUGAUUCAUUUGGCUGAUUUAUCUAAUCCUACUAAACCAAUAGAAUUAUAUAGAUGUUGGAAUCAAAGAAUUUUAGAAGAAUAUUGGAGACAAGGUGAUAAAGAAAAAGAUCUUGGUUUAGAAGUUAGUCCAAUGUGUGAUCGUGGUACUGUUACAAUAGAAAAAUCACAGAUUGGUUUUAUAGAUUAUAUUGUUCAUCCAUUAUUUGAAACUUGGGCUGAAUUAGUUCAACCUGAUGCUCAAGAUAUUUUAGAUCAAUUGGAAGAAAAUCGUCAAUGGUAUUUAUCACGUAUUCCUCCAGAUGAGGCAGAAGAAGAUAAUAUGUCAGAAGAAACAAAUGAACGUAUUACUUCUCAGGCAUCAUUAAAAGUUUUAGAUGAAUGUGAGGAAACAAAUAAUGUUACAGAAAAUACCGGUAAUAAUGGGGAAGCAUAA
This is a messenger RNA of Strongyloides ratti, 2061 nucleotides long. Its product is annotated as 3'5'-cyclic nucleotide phosphodiesterase, catalytic domain and 3'5'-cyclic nucleotide phosphodiesterase family-containing protein. Bases 1 to 2061 code for a protein of 686 amino acids. Gene Ontology annotation, biological process: signal transduction. The record is from RefSeq and is a predicted model, not a curated record. Gene Ontology annotation, molecular function: 3',5'-cyclic-AMP phosphodiesterase activity. Gene Ontology annotation, cellular component: nucleus; cytosol; perinuclear region of cytoplasm. NCBI's taxonomy places the organism in Eukaryota, Metazoa, Nematoda, Chromadorea, Rhabditida, Strongyloididae. The transcript is spliced from 6 exons.